AUCUAUUAUUAAUAUGUUAUAUACAUACACUCAUUGUUAUUAAAUCUUUGCAGGGGGAGCUCAAUCGGAAAGUUUCCGAAAUAGAAAAGGUUACUUUUCCUUGAAUGUGCAAAUGGUAUGUGAUGCGAAAUUGCGCAUAAGAAAUAUCAUUGCAAGAUGGCCAGGUUCUGUACAUGAUAGUACAAUUUUUAAUGACUCACCAUUGUGUGCCCAAUUAGAAAGAGGAGAUUUUACCCCUAUGGUACUUCUGGGCGAUAGUGGUUAUCCAUGUCGCCCCUAUUUGUUAACCCCAAUUUUAAAUCCAAGGACACCAGCUGAAGAAGCAUAUAACCGUUCACAAAUUAGAACCAGAAAUCCAAUAGAAAGGCUCUUUGGUGUUCUUAAAAGAAGAUUUCCCUGUCUCCACUAUGGGUUAGGUCUGAAGACUACCAAUAUUCCACCUAUUAUUGUGGCAUGUGCAGUACUCCACAAUAUUGCUAUUUCAAGGCAGGAUGAAGUAGUUGAAGAGGAUGAUCCUUUAACUAUUGUUGAGGAAGAAAUUAUGGUGCAACCCAGCAAUGAAACAAAUCAAAACUUUAUUGUGAGGACAUCGUUAGUAAAUACAUAUUUUUCUGGUUAAUUUUUUUUUAAAUUUUAAAAUCAAUUCUUUACAACAUAACGAAUACUAACAACAAUAAUCAGUGAAAAGUUUGCUAUAUCACAGUGUAGAUUCAUGAAAAUACAGUAACUUAAUAUAAUUCUUCUGUGUGUUUAUCACUGAACUCCUAAAAGGCUGGACCAAUUUCGAUGAUUUUUUUUUGUUUGAGUCCCUGGAUGGUUUAAAUUCUCAAUUAGAUCCAUUGUUGAGGUCCAGAAAUCACCCAUAAUGUAAAAUGUGACAAUGUGGUUGUCGAUUUUCAAAUAAAACUGAUAGAAUAAAAUAGAAUAAUUUUUUAUUCAAUAUUGAUUAUUACAUAAUACUUCUGAAAGUUUUAUUUACCACUGGUUUGGAAAAUAUCUCUGUCCUGGGAAGAAACAGCAAGAAACACAGUGGGACUUUUUUUCCAAACAUAUUUCACGUAACAAUAAUUUCAUUUAUACAAUUUUAAAUGAUUUUUCAUAGAACCAGCAUGGUGGCGAUCACCUUAUUCCAGGGGUUAUUUUCAUUCAUGUAUUCCUUGAUAUUAUAAUAACCCUUUUUGUACAGUUUUUCUUUAAUAAAACUUUUAAACUUGUUUAUUGACAAACUUUGAAUAUGUUAGUAUGUAAUUUUGUUGUAAAAACAAAAUAUGACAUUGCCCCAUAAAUGAAUUACUGUUUCUGUAGAGACUGGUAAUUGGAUAUUGUUUUACUCUAAUAUAUAAUUGACAGAGUUUCUGCUUAAGGCAAAAAAGUAUGUUACAACUUUUAGACCCGCAUUAUGUGGUUUACAAUUAUUCAUAAACAGAAAUAGUUUAAAAUCACCUACAUUAUUUAUUACAUCCUGAAUCUUAUUUUAUAAUGUAAUUACAAACUUAAAUAGUAUAUAUACUAUAAAUCAAAUAAUUAUGCAUUUAUUUAAUCAAGUUAUGUUUAAUAAUAAAAGGUUUAAGUAAGUUUAUAAUUAUGGCUGAGGGCGGGAAACAUUUACUAAAAAAAGAUAAAUUAUACAAUGUCAAAGUCUUAAAUCUAAAUAUGUUACAGUAAUAAAAUAAAAUAUUCAUGGUAUAUAAUUCUUAUUGUCUAGAAGCUUGUAACCUAUUUAAUUUCAAAAUUUGUAUUUCUAAUUUAUAUUUGUUUAGUUCCAUUUUGUUUUUGUUUAUUAAAUAUUUAUUUUCUAAUUUGGCAUUUCUUUCUUAUGCUUUAAAAUACUGUUGUUUAAUGGUUUCAUAUGAUUUCCUUUUUGUUACAUUAUGUUGGUGUGCUGAAAAAUGUUUAUCUAAGGUUAAUUUACAACUUUAUUAACAAAAAAAACAGUGUUUAAAAAAUCAUAUAUGAAUAUGUAUAAUUUACAUUAUUCAUUAGCAAAAAUAUAAUUUUUAUCAAGAUAUUACUCGACCUCACUAAUGUCACAUAAUAUAUAUUAAUAAUUUAUUCCAUAAUGCACAAUUGAUGAAAAGUAAAAUUAAGUCAAUACCUUUUGUAUCAGAUGUUAUUGUAUGAGGUUUAUUGCUAUUCUGCUCAAUAUAGUCAUUUGAUAAAAGUGUUUGAUGGUUAUCUAAAAUAAAAUUUAGUAUGAAAAUCAAAUAUGAAUCUAAAAUAUAUAGUAAUAUAGUAUUUACCAGUAUUAGCACUGUCAUCCUUAUUUAAAUCAUUCACUGUUAAAAUAGUUUCUAUGUCCUCAGAAAUCAAUUCUGUGUCACCUGAUAAACAAUAAUUAAUUUUAUUUCUUAUUAAAGAUCUAAAUUAUAGAGAUUAAACAAACUAACCAAAAUAAAAUGCAGCAUCAUCAAAUGGAUUUUGCAGUAGUUACACUUGUGGAACAACCAUUGUUAAAAUCUGAGCAUGUUACUGAGUUAGAACUGAUUUAUAGGACCCACCACCAGUAGAAGUUAUUUCUUUAUAUAUAAAAAAAAAACUUAAUUACUUAAUAGGUACUUAAUCAAUUAUUUUCAAGAUAUAUGGCAAUAUAUACCUUAUCUAUUGAUGCCCUUUUUGGGCCUCUUUUGUUUUUUCAUUGUACUGUAGUCUCUAAAAACAAAAUGAUUAUGAAAUAAUACGAAUACAAUAAAUCGUGACUACUAAAUAUUUAUACAGCGUUGUAUUCCUUGCACACAAUCCCAAGCUUGUCGUUUCUUCAAAAUAAUGUGGGCGUUCGUCUCUUUAUUUUCUAUAAUAUGUUGAUAUCUGAAAUAAUAUAUAACACGUGUUACAAUGUGAACAACUUUUAUUUAAUUCGCAAUGAAAUAAAGGGCAUUCUAUUCGGUUAAAAUAAUUUGUUUCAUUUGAAGAUUUAAAUAUUUACUUACUUUUUUAUCAAUUCUAAUAAAGUAUCUUUCUCCGACACUGUGUAAUUGCAUCCGCGUCUCUUUUUAACAUCCAUAUUUUACUAUAAUUUGUACUUAGCCUUUAAUUGAAACUAGCAAAAUAUGUUCAAUAUUAAUUCGAAAAUUUAAAAAUCACUGGACGCGAUCAAAGAAACUGACACUGACAGCACAUAACAGUAAGAUUCUCGAUUCGUUCUAGGACGACAGACAGAGCGAUUUUCAAAAAUUUUAUACUUUGAAAUGUCCUUUUUAUCCACAAUAUUUAAAAAAAAACACAUAAAUCACAUUCUAAAUGAAAGUAUUAUUAGGAGGUUAUUUUUGAAUAUAAUUUAAAAACAAAUCGAACAUAAAAUUAUUUAAAUCUUUUUAGAUGAUGUUGCAUAAAACGUAUUUAAAUUCAAAUAUCGUAAAAUUGUCAAGAAGAACAAAGUUUUAUAAAUGAAUGUUACCAUGACGUAAACAUUUGAGAGCUGCUCAACUAAUCAAGCCCUCAAAUCACUUGAGUGAUGUUUCUGUAUUUCAGUUAAAUUUGAGUGAUGCUUAAAUAUAGGGGACCUUUAAUAAAGUGACAGAUUUAAGUUGCGUUUCAGUAUUCGGGCAUAAAUCAUGUCUAUAUAUCGUUAUAUAUAAAAAUUACGUGUCACAUUGUUCGUCCGCGAUGAACUCCUAAACUACUAAACUGAUUUCAAUGAAAUUUUUCACACUGUGCGCAGUUUGGUCCAACUUGAGAGAUAGGAUAAUUUUUAUCCCGAUAAGUGACCUUCAAUAUUUUUUUAUUACGAAUUUAAGGAUUUUAUCAUACGAAGGGUCGUUGGAAAGGGCAGAACAACGUCUGCCU
Molecule: messenger RNA, 3783 nt
Organism: Parnassius mnemosyne (clouded apollo)
Lineage: Eukaryota; Metazoa; Arthropoda; Insecta; Lepidoptera; Papilionidae
Source: the annotation of a GenBank genome assembly